UGUCAUAGCCAGUGGAAGCCUACCUAUUCCAGCAACCCCUUUACUUGCCACAUGCAACGCUGUGUUUGGGCACAUAUGUAUGUACACUCAUAACCGUCGCCUAGCAACCACCAAUAAAUAUUUGCAUUCCCACUGGCGGCACAUAAACAACAUUCUCAGUAAGCUUUGAGUCAACAACUGCAGAAAACAUUUCACAAACCAUUGAAUACUCUUGCACUUUAGAAUUAACAAAUAAAUGCAAUGGUCACAGUGGAGUGAGAGGCACAUUUGCAUCGAUUCCCCCAAUUUAAUGGGUUCAGCACUUCGAAAAAUCUGUGGUUGCUGCCAAAGAAGAAAAAGAAAUAGCGUCGGUGCAGUUCCCGAAAAACAUCUGAAAGUUUUGCUACUGGGUCUGAUGGGCAGCGGCAAAUCCGAACUUGGUCACUUGCUGAGCCGCCAACAACGCCAAGACUACGAGCCGACAAACGGAGUGCAGUACUUUCGAAUGCAACUCCCCGACCGACACUUGUCCCUCACAGAGGUGGGUGGUAAUGUGGAAAUGCAAAAAAUAUGGCAUCAUUACUUCCUUACAACGAUGGGACUCAUCUACUGUUUCGACAUGUCGGCCUCCUUUGAAGAGCUUCAGAAAUCCUUCGACUGCUUUCGAAACACUCUGAUGCAUCCGUACGUGCGUGGCAAGCCAGUCCUGCUCGUGGGCACCAAAGCCGAUUUGGCGGACGAAGGCGUGCAGCUGUAUGACAUUGAGAACGCUUUCCUGCUGGAAGCUCUCGCCAAGUAUUACCACAGCAGUGCGCACGUAUGCUACGUCGGCAAGAGCAUCGAGCUGACCAGUGUGUGGGAUGGAGUGGCGUGGCUUAUUAAGUAUCUCAUAGAUAAUAUGGACCGGCUGCAAGCGAGAAUUAAAAUCGACGCCAAUACGAAGGUAACCGAAUCAGUGUAA
This is a messenger RNA of Rhagoletis pomonella (apple maggot), 940 nucleotides long. Its product is annotated as GTP-binding protein CIN4-like. The record is from RefSeq and is a predicted model, not a curated record. Gene Ontology annotation, biological process: receptor localization to non-motile cilium; non-motile cilium assembly. Gene Ontology annotation, cellular component: non-motile cilium; ciliary membrane. The transcript has 2 exons. Lineage: Eukaryota; Metazoa; Arthropoda; Insecta; Diptera; Tephritidae. Gene Ontology annotation, molecular function: GTPase activity; GTP binding. The coding region runs from base 236 to 940 and encodes 234 amino acids.